AUGACAAUUUCAUCUGUAACAGAAGGAAUAUUAAAUCGAAGAAAGUUAUUCACAGCAAAUGAAAACUAUAAUGAAAGUGACAUAUUAUUAUUCUCGAUCGCUUCGUCGUUAAUCUGGAUAAUGAUACCAGGUUUAGGAUUUUUAUAUUCAGGGUUAGCCAGACGGAAAAGUGCUUUGUCGAUGAUAUGGAUAGUGUUGAUGAGUUCGUUCAUUGGAUGCUUCCAAUGGUACUUUUGGGGAUACUCAUUAGCAUUUUCUGACAAGUCUACAAAUAACUUUAUAGGGGAUUUGCAUUUCUUUGGAUUCAAAAAUCUCUUGGGCAGUGCUGAAGGUACGCCGGACUACCCAGAGAUUGCAUUUGCGUUAUUUCAAAUGCAAUUUUUGUUGGUUACCUUGGCUAUUUUAGCUGGUGGGUGUAUUGGUGAAAGAGGAAGAUUCUUACCAACAGCUAUCUUUUUGUUUUGCUGGGCAACAGUGGUCUACUGCCCAGUAGUUUACUGGAUUUGGGGAGGCGGAUGGGCCUCACAAUGGCGUGGAGGUGCUUUGGAUUAUGCCGGUGGUGGCCCAGUAGAAAUACUAUCGGGUGUAUCAGCAUUCGUUUUCAGUGCAUUCUUAGGUAGAAGAAACGAGACCCUAAUGAUUAAUUAUCGUCCACAUAACAUUUCCACCAUUUGUAUGGGUACCUCAUUACUUUAUGUUGGUUGGUUAUUUUUCAAUGGGUUCUCUUGCGGAAAUGCAUCCAUAAAAGUUCCAUACUCCAUGUUCAAUACCCAUUUAUGCGGUGCAUUUGGCGCAAUCACCUGGUGUUUGCUUGAUUUCAGAUUGGAAAAUAAGUGGUCCAUGGUGGCAGUUUGUUCAGGGUGUAUCUCUGGAUUAGUGGCCGCCACUCCUUCAUCAGGUAUGAUUCCAUUAUGGGCCUCAGUCAUUCUUGGUAUUGUUUCUGGUAUCAUUUGUAACUUUUCGACCAAAAUUAAAUACCUUUGCAGAGUCGACGAUUCGCUAGAUGUUUUAGCUGAGCACGGUAUCGCCGGUAUUGUGGGCUUAAUUUUCAAUGCAUUAUUUGGAAGUUCCACAGUUAUCGGCUACGAUGGAGUAACUGAACAUGCCGGUGGUUGGAUUGACCACAAUUAUAAACAAUUGUACAUUCAAAUCGUCUACAUUUUGGCCACCGCAGCGUACGCUGGCGGUGUCACAGCAGUGUUAUGCUUCGUCAUCAACAAAAUACCGGGCUUGCAAUUAAGAAUAGAUUACAACGCUGAAGAAAUUGGCAUGGAUGAAGAUCAAAUAGGUGAAUUUGCCUAUGAUUAUGUUGAAGUCAGAAGAGACUUCUUAGACUGGGGCAAUCCAAGCAUCAACCCGAACGCAAUUUCUUGUCCAUCUCAGGAAAAUAUGGAAAGAAUUCCUUCGAACCCUCAAGUUUUCCAGGCUGUUGGUAGUUCGGCAGCUUCGACAGCUCAACAGGAUGAAUCGAGCAUCCAGGAAAAGCUUGAAUCCCAAAAUCACAACUCCGAAAAACACGAAUUCCAAGUUCCUGAAUCGCCAAAUUAUAAUACUGCUAAUGAUGCCAGGAAAGAGGUCAUCGAGGAGUAG
Messenger RNA from Debaryomyces fabryi, 1590 nucleotides. RefSeq names its product ammonium permease (gene MEP1). The transcript has a single exon. Gene Ontology annotation, cellular component: plasma membrane. Gene Ontology annotation, molecular function: ammonium channel activity. The coding region runs from base 1 to 1590 and encodes 529 amino acids. The record is from RefSeq and is a predicted model, not a curated record. Lineage: Eukaryota; Fungi; Ascomycota; Pichiomycetes; Serinales; Debaryomycetaceae. Gene Ontology annotation, biological process: ammonium transmembrane transport.